This is a messenger RNA of Homalodisca vitripennis (glassy-winged sharpshooter), 1606 nucleotides long. RefSeq names its product DNA polymerase epsilon subunit 3 (gene Chrac-14). Gene Ontology annotation, cellular component: CHRAC; epsilon DNA polymerase complex. The record is from RefSeq and is a predicted model, not a curated record. NCBI's taxonomy places the organism in Eukaryota, Metazoa, Arthropoda, Insecta, Hemiptera, Cicadellidae. Bases 165 to 536 code for a protein of 123 amino acids. Gene Ontology annotation, molecular function: chromatin DNA binding; protein heterodimerization activity. Gene Ontology annotation, biological process: leading strand elongation; heterochromatin formation; DNA damage response. The transcript has 2 exons.
UUUACCGUUGAACUUCGCGCUUCGCGGUUUAUUUCGUUCUACCCCACUAGUUGGUGUGUUUGUGUUAUUUGCUCGCUCCGGUAUUUACUUCUUGCCUUAAACAUUAGAUAUUCGUACUACGAAGCUAAAUCGUUUAGUUUUAGUGGAAAUUGCUAUUCUAUAAAAUGGCAGAAAAGCUGGAAGAUUUGAAUCUGCCAAUUUCAGUCGUUGCAAGACUUGUUAAAGAAGGAUUACCAGAUGGAGUAAUAGUUUCUAAAGAGGCGAAGACAGCAGUAGCAAGAGCUGCGUCAGUGUUUGUGCUGUAUAUUACUUCUACAGCCAACACCAUUGCCAUGAGAAAUAAAAGAAAGACCAUCAAUAGUGAUGAUGUUUUUCAAGCAGUUAUUGACACAGAAUACCAAUGGUUGCAGGAGCCUCUCAAAGAAUCAUUUGAAGAUUUCAAGAAACUGCAGAGACAGAAAAAAGAAUCUGCAGCAAGAAAACGCAUGUCAAAAGAUAGGAGAACUGAAUAUGAUGAUGAAGACGAGGACUCCUAAAAAGAAAACAGCAAAAAUUGUUAAAAUAAAAGAAACAAAAGUUUUAAAAGUUUUAAUUCAAUUUAAAGUAAGAUAUUCUGAUAAUUAAACUACAAUGAAAUUAUUUUUGAAUACGGGUUUAAAGUUACUAAUAUGGAUUAAACCAUAUAAAUUGUACUUGUAUAUAAUGUUAAACAAAUGUUCUGUUACUUUGAAGGUGUUAAUUUUCUAUAUAAUAAUAAUUCUUGUUCUGUAUUGUAAUUUUCUUUUGUUAGUCAGCUUUGUAAAAGUUACAAACAUGCUUUAAUAAGCAACUUUUCAAAGUGAAAACCAAAUAGAAUAAUUAUGUAUUUAAUUUAAAGUACAUUAUGAAAAACAAGAAAGAGUAUUUUAAAUCAGGAUGUAAUACUGCUAAAGUGGAUUAAUGAGGAACAGACAUAGUUCUUGUACAUUGUGUUAGUUAAGUAAAUGUUUGGUUGCUUUUUAAGCAACUUAUUUUUUAUAUAAUAAUAAUUCCUGAGUUUUAGUUUUACAUUGUUAAGGCAGGACAAUUUUUUUAACAAAUGUUUGUAAUUACCUUUUAAAUUGAAAAAAAAAACAAAUUUAAAAUUAUGUUCAUUAUUGUUUAAAGUAGGAUAUGAAAAAUGAGAAAGAGUAUUCUAAAUUAGGAUUCAAUUUCCCUAAUAAGCUAUAGAAAUUAUACUUGUACAUGUACUAUUAAACAAAUGGUUUGUUACUUUUAAGCAACUUAAUUUUCAUGCAUUACAGUCUUGCCUUGUUCUUUAUUCUAGUUUUACAUUUGUUAAAUCAGUAUUAUCAAUUUAAAAACACACUUUAGUAAAUGAUUUAAGAAAAAUCCAAAUUAAAAAGUAUGUAUUUGAUUCAAAGACUAAUUUAGAUUAAGUCAUAGAAAAUGUACUUGUACAUAGUGUUAAAACUGUACUUGUACAUAGUGUUAAAACUGUACUUGUACAUAGUGUUAAAACUGUACUUGUACAUAGUGUUGAUAUCGUACUUGUACAUAUGUUACACUUAAUACUUGGGUUACUGUUAACCACCACCUUUGGAUGUAAUAAAUUUCAUACCUUGUU